This is a messenger RNA of Cyanidioschyzon merolae strain 10D, 1683 nucleotides long. Its product is annotated as cell division cycle protein cdc23. The record is from RefSeq and is a predicted model, not a curated record. NCBI's taxonomy places the organism in Eukaryota, Rhodophyta, Bangiophyceae, Cyanidiales, Cyanidiaceae. Gene Ontology annotation, biological process: cell division. Gene Ontology annotation, molecular function: protein binding. The transcript has a single exon. The coding region runs from base 1 to 1683 and encodes 560 amino acids. Gene Ontology annotation, cellular component: anaphase-promoting complex.
AUGACAUCGGAGGUCGAUGUUGCGCUUGCUGUGCUCCGCCAGGUCCACACUGAGCAGAAAUAUAGGGAGCUCAAAGAAGCGCUGCGGGAGAGCCUCGAUCGAGGCCUCGUGCUUUCAGCGCGGUGGCUAGGGGAGUUGGUUGCAAGCUUGGGCCGGAAGCUCGAACCGCAGCUGUUAGAUAACGAUGCGGAAACCGUUGGAACGAAGCGUGGAGAAAGCGAUCUGUUUUUUUAUGGAAAAGCGCUGUUCGAUGCUCGCGAAUACCUGCGAGCAGCCUCUAUCCUUGAGGCUUGCACUUCGAAGCUCGGUCGUUUCCUGCGUUGGUACUCGCUAUUCCUCCAUGGAGAAAAGCGCAAGGAGGAAAUGCUUUUAGAAGUGUCUCCUGCGGGGUGUGCUGCCCCCUGCAAGCCACAGAACACGCUGGCGGCCUCUAUCGUCCAGGAGAUGGAUAAAGCUGUGCAGUCCGAUGCGAGCCUUCCCGAGGACGCUUAUAUUUGCUGGUUACGCGGGACUGCGUUGAAGGCCUGUGGUUGUCGAAAAGAGGCACUUUGUGCUUUUAUCGAAGCGCUGCAGCGGAAACCACAUCUCUGGGCAGCAUGGACGGCGUUGCAUGAACUCGGAGAGGACUACAGCUCUAUCAUUUCGGCGCUGCGUACGUUACUGGAGACCGGUAAGGCCUGGAUGUUUGCAUUCUUCCUCGUCAUGCAGUCCGGAACCUUUUCGGGGGAAACUUCGAUCAUUCCAGUGCUGCAGGCGUUAUCAUCUGAGUUUCCCGACUCGGUAACUUUACUGCAUCUGUUGGCCCAUGCUCACUUCAGUGCGCAUGAUUUUGAAACUGCAGCAGAACUGUGCAGGCGCCUUCGCGAGUUAGACCCGUACUUUCUCGACGCUGUUGACCUUUAUUCGAACAUCCUCUUCGUGCAGGAGGAUCAGGCAACAUUAAGCACCCUUGCUCGUGAUUGCGUGCAGAUCGACAAGUAUCGGGCGGAAACAUGCUGCGUUGUGGGCAAUUAUUUUGCUUUACGUCAAAACCAUGAAAAAGCGGUGCAGUACUUUCGAAGAGCGCUGACCCUUAACCGUUCGUACACCACCGCUUGGAUCCUGAUGGGUCACGAGUUCCUCGAGAUGCGCAACACAUCCGCAGCUGUGGAGGCCUAUCGACGCGCUAUCGAUCUCGACCCAGCGGACUUUCGUCCUUAUUAUGGUUUGGGGCAGACCUACGAACUGCUCCACAUGCCUCACUAUGCACUCUAUUACUUUGAGAAAGCGGCAACUCUGCGACCAUGUGACGAUCGCAUGUGGGCGGCAGUCUCCCAGGCACUCCAAGACAUUGGUCGGCUUGAUGACGCCGUUCGCUGUCUAGAAAAAGCAUUGACCUGGAAUCCUGAUAAUUGGAGCUAUGCAAAGAGAGCUGGAGAUCUGUUCUGGGAAACUGGACAAUACGACUCGGCAGCAAAACAUUACGCAACGUACCUGGAGAUCCGCAGGGCGCUUAGAGCGCCACAUGCGACAAUUGACACCGACGAGGCCGACGUCGUUGUCCGUAUGAUGACCUAUCUGAGGCAGCGAGGUGAGCUCAAACUUGCGAACGAGUAUCUCGAGUACAUGACGGCCGUUGAAAGCGCUGAAAAGCGGGAGACGAUGCGAAAAUUAGCAUGUGAUGCCUCCGACCCUGCACUCUGA